GCCAGUAAUACUAGUUUUGCUAAUAAUCAAGAUCGCGCUAGCUUAAUAAGAUAUAUUAUUUAUUUAUUUAAUAACUUUAUUAAUUGGCUAAGCAAGAAACAGUAUUAUAUAAUUCUUUUAACUACUGAAGCUGAAUUAUUAGCUCUAAUUACUAUAGUCAAGCAACUUCUUUGA
Messenger RNA from Aspergillus heteromorphus CBS 117.55, 174 nucleotides. RefSeq lists its product as uncharacterized. The transcript has a single exon. The annotation marks the transcript as partial. NCBI's taxonomy places the organism in Eukaryota, Fungi, Ascomycota, Eurotiomycetes, Eurotiales, Aspergillaceae. The record is from RefSeq and is a predicted model, not a curated record.